CAUGUUCAGGUGUGACUGGCAGCUCGUGCUGGUGCAAGGCUGGUACCUCAUGGCGCACAACCUAGACUUCUUCCUGGACCAUCUUAAAGAGCAACUUGAGAAACUUAACAUCCUUCUUGCUGAGAACGUCAUGAAACUGAACCAGAAACGGAACUCUGCUGUAGACAUGACCGCAAGUAGUGCCCACCAGCCUCACGUGUUCGACCCCUGGUCUGGAGAUGGAGACUCAUCACCGGAGGCUGAUCUUGACGUCAGUUUAGACCAGAGCUACGAUCCUCCUGCUAGUCAGUCUCUUCUGUCUAGAGGCAGUCGUUUAGACCAGCCAAGUAGUGGGAGCUACUCUAGCAGCACAUACAGCAAUUGUCUAAGUUACGGUACGCGCACCUCUAGUCCUGUGAGACGCAUGAAGCCUCCAGCAUGUCACCACUCACAGUGCGCGUCUCAGCGAAACUACGCUCGUUACUUGGAAUCAAUUUCUCGUCCUAGUCCCUUACGCUCAGACGCCGCCAGUAAUCGCAAGAGGAGCCCUGACAGAAGCCGCGUACGGCUCAUUUCUGCAGGAGAAGGCAGCGUGAGCAGCGAUGACGCGUCCAAGACUUUACUGGAGCCUGUGCUGUCGCCUGAGCUGAGUCUUAUGAACCUGUUGCGGUACUGCGUUGUGGCGCUGCAACUGCUGCCUCAGAACAGCAUUUCCGGGAUCAUCGUGAUAACUGAUGGUGUGUGCUGCCUCUCAGACGCGUCGCUCUUCGACGCGUUCCUGAACCACAUGCGCAACUCUACCAUCUCCAUCAGCUUCCUGCACCUAACCGCCAAGCCAACACCUGUACUCGAGCCGCCCUCUGCUUCGUCUUGUACUUCUCAUGAGGCAUCUCCUGUUCACCACACCGAAUACAUCUAUCCUGACUCCAGGAACGAGCCUCGAGUUGGACAAACUGACCCUCAAGGCUCAGUGAGUGCUCUUAAAAAUGAAAUUCCAGAAGACCGAACGAGUGCAAGUGUUCCCGAACGUGACCCGCGCUACCCGAUGUCAGCUCCUCGAGUUACCAUAGAACCAUGCCAUCCGCAGGACGCUGGGCAAAAUUCACGGAAGCCAACGCUAGCCUCGGUUGUGCAGAGUGCGCUGCGUAGGCUGGCAUCUUACCCUGCCGUGCCCGAGAGACGCAUGGUCGAGGAAGAUUUCUUCUCGUUGGACGGCAGUUCUGGGAUCUCGUUGAGCCGUCAACAAAUGCUACAGCUUAGGGAAGAAGCCCUUUGGCGUCAGUCGACCGUUCUGUUGUCCAGGAAACAGUGUGAAUUUUCUCCAGUGAAGGAAGCAGUAAAAGAUGCUUCUGAAGAAAUAUCAGAUCUGUCAGAUAGGGAAGAAGCUCUAGAUCAUUUCGACCUUGACGAUGAAACAGCCUUUGAAGAAGAUGUCGACCUUGCUGAGUGCUGGAAAAGUGUGUGGAGUGGCCAGAUUCAUUGGCAUGAUGAGAGUUCCUCUCAGGCCUUCGAUAGUUCAAUAUUUUAUGAAGACGAAUCCCCAAUGGACUGGAAUUCUGUAAUUCAACCUAAUGACGAGACUCUCCUGAGAGACCUCGAUGCUGACGCCGCUUUUGAGAAAGAGGUUUAUGGCAGCACAGCCCCAAAUGAGGAUCUCGAUGUCACCAUUCAAGACCCCAAGUCUCUAAAAAAUGAUUCUACAAAAUCUCAGGCCUCACUUAAUUAUGAAUCCUUAAAAUUUGCUGUAUCUGAAGCCUGUCGGAUACGGAAACGAAAUAUGUCUGAUAACUUGUCGACCAAUUCGGAUAAACGACUUGGCCCUCACGAGCAGCACGACUCGCUAAAGCAAGGGACCGGCCUCUUCUCGCUGGAGCGCGUCGAUGCCAAUAGCCGCUUCUCUAACUUCGUCCUGGGUUCAGCCAAAGGCCUCUACCCUUCGUGUCGGGAGUUUCUUCCAUCCCGACUUCAGGAACUUGUGUCUUCAGUUGCGGACUCCUUGCCGUCGCAGAUGCGUCCCAACCCACACCUCAGACCAGGAUUUCUUGACAAUGGCAACCAAGCUGCCGCCUCCAAUCAAUGCGAGACGCCAACAAUCCCUUGGGGAAGAUGGGAUCCUCGAGAAAGAUUCCGAUAUAAUAAAGAAGAGCAAGAGGACGAUCCUUGGAUGGACCCUGGCAACGACCACUUCGGGCUCGUCGCCUACACGGACUUGCUUAAAUUCCUCGCUGCUGCCACGGGAGGCGCCUACAUGGAUGUCGUGCCCAAAAUUACGGAGGAGUACGUGUACGCCAUGAGUCUGUACCACAGGACCUUCUUGUCGUGGGACUUCCAGCAGCUGAGACUCUUGGAUGCUUGGGGCGUCGUUAGGCCCGACUCGUCUUCCAAAACACACACGAACUUGGUGCAGCAUCGUACGAGCGCCUGUGUGAGAGAACGCUCUGAGCAUCUCGACUGCAACUCCCGCACCCUGCUCAGCUGUCGUCUGCGUGAGGGGUUCAGAGUGCGUGCCGUGCACGAACUCCACGGCCACGACACCGUGUUCCUCACGCUCCCGUGGAAGCACGGCGUGCUUCUCCACUACACGGUCACUUCAAUCGGCAACUCAGACUCUGCGCGGGGAUCAAACGUCAGGGUGGAAAUGCACGUGGAAGCGCCCUACGAGUUUUUGGUGGACCUCGAGAAGCUCGAUCAAUGGAAAGGACGUUUGCCGUUCCGUGGACAGCAGGAGUUGCUGGGGUCCGUGUACCGCCAUCAGCUCGUCACGAAAUACAGAGCUACGGUUAGGGAGCUCAAAGAAACUGACGACUUGUUGGUGCGACUGCAGAACUUUGCCAGCAAUCCUUUGCACUACACCGUGCCGCAGCACAGCGUCAGGGGCUUGCCCUUCUUUUACUACAAGCCCAAUGUUGGGCUCGUGUCUCUCAAUGAAAGCGGCGUAAGCAACAUCGUGUACGAGUUCUGGCGGCCGCUGUGUACAACCACAGGUACUUGUAUACUUAUUGUGGCUAAUGCUGCUCUUCUAGUCCUGGGUCUGGUGCAGUGCCGGCUCGCUGAGCUCACCCUCGGCACGCUGCUCGCCAAGUGGUGUCAUCUGGUGCUGCUCGAGGGCCAGACUUACGUCAAGUUCCUCUACAAGAAGGACUUCGACGGAACCAAGGAGUCGCCAAGCGAGCCUGACGAGGGUGGCUCUCCUGUAGCCCCUCGCUCUCCUCACGUCAGCGCUGCUCAAGAAGACAGAAAAUUUCUGCGUUCCCUGACCAUCUCGCAUCCAAUUACGAGAAGUCACGACUCAGUCCAAAGCGGCGGCAGCCCGGAAAUUCCAGGCAAAAUUCCCUUCGCCAGAAAACGGCACCUCGGUGACUUUGAAUUCAGCAAAGAUCACUCAGCAAAUACUUCAUUCGUGGACAAUUUCGGGAAUUCUUCUUAUACGUCUUCAGUCUCCCGGGUUUCCAACCGUGACAGUGGGCUUGAGUCCUCGAGUAUCUGCAGCGGAGCUGAGGUUGGCAAUUCACGCGGUGCAUAUCCGCCUUCAAGUUCCUCGAUGUCAGGUCUCUCAGACAGCCGAAAGAGGGACAGGAAGAGCAACGCCCUCAAGAUGGACGUCCCUCAGGAGCUGGAGGUGCCGCAGUCCUUCAUCCUGGUGCGCAUCAGUCCCGCUAAGCCGCCCUGCAUCACUCUACGGCUCGCCUUCCUUGGCGGCACUCCCGGCGUCGUUCGGCAGAGACUGGUGGAGGAACUCACGGCUCUAGUGGGCCGCCUGACGUUGCCGCUACGUCAGCGUCAUGGCAGGAAGCUGCUCACCAGGAGAGGAAUGGCAAUUUCUGGCUUAUCCAUUCCUCCACCGCCCCCACCACCUGCACAUUCUCGUCUGUCUGCUCACUCGUGCUCUCCGGCUGCUUCUGUCCCUUCUCCAAUCCCCACUUCUUCAGGUUCAUCCGCCCUCACUCCUGCCGCCUUUGGCUCUGAGCUCACUACUCACGCCCUGAAUAAACUCAAAGAAACUUCACAUGAAGCUACUGCUGGGGCCACUGCCGUGGGGCGUUUUAGCGUGGGUACUGUUGACUCGGAUUUGGGGCAAGACUCGCUACCUGCCGGGGGCGGUGGGUCUACUGACGGAGUGCGAGCAGCCUUGCGGUCUGCUAAAGGCUCGGCCGCCGCCUCUACUUCUGGUCUUGCAGCAAAGGUGGGUGUGGACGAGGCGAGUAUGGGGGAGCUUCAGUCACCCGUGCCUCUGCCUUGCUGCGUCAUCACCCGCAAGCAGAUUGACAAGAUCCUUAUAUGGUACGACAGUCUGCCGAAAAAGAUGAUGGAAGUGAUGCCCGAAGAGUCGACUAUGCACCUCAACCAUCCCAUGACUUCGUUCAGUUUCAAACAAGUGUCGGUGAACAACCAAGCGCUACUGAGCAGAUAUCUUCACCAUAGACGCUGGAUUUGGUCCAUCGUACCUUCCCUUAAAACUGAGAUCCUUGCAGACCGAACUCAAGCUUCUUCUGGUAAACCUGCUGCUGGGGUCGGUGUGGCAGCCGGUGGGGAAACAAAAAAUUUCAGAAAUUUUUCGGAUGGGAGAGAGACCCGACAUUUUUCGGACGAAAAGGACAAUCGAAAUGGUUCCGAUGGAAAAGAAAUGCGCAAUCCUGACGCUAGAGAUAACAGAAAUAUCUUCGAUGGAAGGGAUAACCGAAAUUCGUCUGAUGGAAGAGAUAAGAAAAGUUUGAGCGAAGGCAGGGGGAGACGGAGUGUCUCGGGAACGUCGAGUGUGACCCUCGCUGACGGCGUCGCUGACGACGACGAGCAUCAGCCGCUGUCGGUGCCACCGCCUGACAUCAAGACGCUGUCUAGGAUCCUGCACUCUCUCACCAGUACGUGCUCUUCCCCCCACACGCUCCAUGCGCUCCAGUCCAGUCGAGGACCCAGGGACGCUCAUCCUGCUGGGGACCGUCCCGAGCACCCCUCCCCAGGGCCUGAGCAUCUGCUGCAGCUGGUCACAGAGUGCUGGGUGGAGCCCCAGAACGGGCUGGUCGCGCCCUUUGUGCCGCCCAGGUACUGUCCCUCGGUCGCCCACACUCCCCUCUGCGCUUGCCCUCAUCUCAACGGCCUCUCUUACUACCAGAUCCCGCCUGCUAUCCUCGCUGAAGACCGAAAAGUUGUCAAUGCACUUCUGACGUUUGAUUUCCUUGCGAAGAUUUCCCACCUGCCCCCGCGCUACCACAAACCUGCGUUCGGGUCUCAUGGCUCCAUCCAAUCAUUCAUUAGCUCCCUGCUGCAGCCGCCGCAGCCUCCUAACCCGCCCGCCCCAUGUAACACUGCGCCUCUGAAGCCGACUCUCUCGACCGUGGGUACAUCUUUACCUCCUGCCAACCUCAACCCCAAGAUGACGGGACAGUUCUUCUCACCGUCCAUCGUACGCACCACCAGCACCACCUUGCCUCCCCGGGAGACCGGAGAACUCAGGGACUCUAGACUCCGUGCCGGCACCUUAUCUCCGAGGGUGUCGGGUUUAUCGGAUAGAAAACUGCGUGGUAUUUCAGCUCAUGACGAGAACUUUGGAGCCGGUUGCGGUCGUUUGUUAGGCGGACCGACUUCAGUUCUUAGCGAACGCGUUGUUGCCGCAGCUGUUGAUUCAGGACACUUACCAUCGACGUACUCGGGAGCCGCCACUUCAACAAAUACCGAGGGCGCCAAAAUAUGCCUCGAGUUCAACGCUAGGCCUGCCCCGAGUGGGUUUCCUAAAUUGUGCUCACGAAGCUCGAGCGUGAGCAGCAACCGUCAAGUUACGGACGCUGCUCACGGCACCAAAGGCUGGCAACGGCCAGGCCCUGAAGGCGAUCAUGAUCGCGUCCAGACGAUGACAUUUGAGCCUGCAGUCGCCGAGCUGUUGCAGUACUGCACUCAAGCUGAAGUUCUUUUCUCAACUUUCACACAAGACUUGUACUACCGCCUGAUCAAGCCUGUAAGCUGCGCCAUGGAGGACGAGAGCGACGCUAUCAACCAAGUCCUGUACAGCCUCCUGCUAGACCAGCUCCUCGACCUCCACAACGGACACGAGAUCCCCCUGUCGCCUCACGACCAUAAACUCCUUCCUCAGCUCCUCAGGGACAGACAUGAGGCUCGGGGAGGUUGCUUCGCCGAGUAUUUCGUUGAAAAUGAAGAAGAAAUUCCUAAAUGGCGCUGCCUGGUGAAGGCUUCAUCGAGCACAAAGCUCCUUCUGACUUUGCUACCGGCCUCUUACCACGACUUGAAGCUGCUUCUGCUGCACCGCUCAAACCUGACCCCUGACUACACCAACCCUGCGCUCAGACUCGUGUCUCCUUACGAAGACUUCCUCAAGCUCGAGAAGGAAGCAAGUCAAGAGUCCUCGGAGCGUUCAGAACUGCUCUUGCAGCAACAAAGAGGAUCUACGGAGAGUAACAGCAGUUCUGCUGUUAUUUCAGGCGUUUCUUUGAGCCACCGGUCGUCAACGCUGUCUUCGUCUGGGCUAUACGGAGGAAGGAACCAGUGUGGCUCUGUUUACAGCGGGUGCUUGGGAUCUUUCAGUUCUGGUCACACCUUGAGUGGGUCUCUCCACCAUCAUCAUCACUACCAUUCGCCCAUGCCCCACCAACACAGUCUUCCUUCGUCUCCUCGACCGUCCGCGUCAAUGACUUUCCCUAGCAUGCCGACGGUCGGCGGGGGUGGGGAGGCAGUGGCUCCUGCCACUCCCCACCAACAAUUGUCCGGAAGGACCAGAUUCAAAUCAGGACCAUCACAUCCGCACUAUGCACAAAAGUCGCAGCUUUCGUCUGGUCCUCCCGGGAAAGAAGGCUUCAGCAGAGCGAGGGCGAGCUCAUUUCACGGCCGUCGCGAGAGAUCGGGAUCUCUGAGCCGGUGGGGACGGGGCGGUGAGCGAUGUCGCCGCGGGUCUGUGGGUGAUGGUCCUGAGCGUCCACCACAAGGCCAGAUGUCACCAGCGUGCAACAAGCCCGACUGUACCCACUCUUUGCACUCCCGCCAACAUGGCGGUUUCACUAGACAACAACAGCAGCAGCAGCAGCAGGUGCCAUACCACGUGCAGGUGGCGAAGCAAUCCUCAGCUCCCAGUACAGAAAAAUCCCGUAAGCGAUACGUGUCCAUGCCUAUGAAAUCCUUACCUGGGUCUGGAGCUGGCGCGUUUUCUGGACCUUUUGACCUGAACAACAAAAGCAUUUCCGCCAGCGUUUCCACAGAAGCUCUGCAUGGAGGAGCCUCAGCUUGUUUUUAUGAAAAAGUCACCACGCCCGGCGCUUCUUCGAGCUGCGGACGUGCCGGAGAAAAUGUGGAGACCCGCCCGCCCCAGAAGCCCUGUGGGCACCGGCCGCUGCUGGGGGCGCUAACCCUGCCUGUCUACCUCUACGACUGUCGCCUCGAUGUCAUCAUAUCGCAGCUUGUACAUCGGAGCACAACCCGCAACGUGCUACGCGACAUCUUCAAAGACUUCACCCUGCACACCGACGCCGUGCCAGCCACUGAACGUGCGUCACGAUCCUCUAAGAAGGACGACGACUGUGACGACUCGUAUUACUCCGAGCAACACUUCAUGCCUGCUGGGGACGAGCCCGAGGAACCUUGUCGCGACGCGUCUGCUCCAAGGAGCCCAUCGAGUGCCGCCAAGACUGUCGUCGCUGGGGAGAUGAGUGCUCCUGUAGGGGCUGACGUGGGGUCCUCUGGCAAUAUUAUGAGUGAUGCGUUACUCGGCAGCAAAGGUGUUGGUGCCUCGAGUGCCACCGUCAGGAGGAAGAGUUCGGUCACGAAGUCGCUGAGUGGCGGGAUGUCCGGGACGCCGGGACGGCGUGUUGGUGGCGGCGGCCCUCGCUUCAUGACGGCGCAUGAGGCCUCGAAACAGCGCCACGCUGCGGACGAGCUCGACCAACGAGAGACGUCUAGUUCGCUGGUGUGGCUGACGACGGCAGUGGAGGCGUGUCAGUACCGCUGCCUCGUGGUGACGAGCUUUGAAGCGCUGCGUGCAGGACUGAGCGUCCACCCCUGCGACCUGAACCCUGUGCUGGACCAGUGCCAUGAGUCCGUGCACGAGAUCGACAUCACUGAGUACCUCCAUGCGAUAUGCGGACAUAUUCGCGACUUUUCGUUGCGGCAGAAAGUGGAAGAAACACAACAGCAGCAACAGCACAAAUCCCCUACAUCGACCUCUCCUCCGCGCCCAACAGACCCUGAUAACUGGGACAAGCAAGGAACCUUGGAGCAAAUGGAGUCCGUUGAGCAGCUCGGUCAGCUCGAGCAGAAUCUUGUUCGUCGAGCCAACACUCAAGAUGAGCAAAAAUUCAAAAAUUUCCCUCUCGAGGUUUCUGAAGAAUCCGAUACUUGUAAAAUAGUCCCUCCCGCAGUCGAAGCUACAAAGAAAGAAAUUCAAGAGCAUUUAAAAUUAUGUCUCAAAGAAACAUUUGAAAAAGCCUUACUUGAUAGCAAUUCCGGUGACACGCUCAUCAAAAGCGCAGUUUUGGAAGGAGCUUCGAAGACUUCAGCGCCGCCUACGACGAAGUCUUCGAGCGUUGAGAAGACAGGAUCUUCUGUGGACUCUGUAGGAUCUCAUCCUCGUCCUGUGCUCGAGCGCCAGAACUCCUUGCAUGAAGACCCAACGCUGUCCAUGGAUCAGAAAUGGACGCUUGGUAAGCACUACAAGGUACACCGCAGCAGCACGAGCACGAGCAGCAGCAGCCUGUUCCCGCUAUGCCUGCUGGAGCAGCACCAGCCCUGUCGCCCCCUGCAGUCGCUGCACUCGAGCAUACGGCAGCGCUGCACGGCCCUCCUGCUGCAGCAGUACCGUCCUGUGCCCGCCAUGCCUGACCAUCACUUCUACGUGCAGGGCCCAGCCCCUGCUGCUGCUGCCUCGCUGGGCGCGUCCGGUAAAUUGCGCCACUCUACCACCAAGAGGUCACUCAAGCACCAGCGCUCUCUGAGCGGCUGUGGGGGCGGCGACGAGGACGCCAGCAGCUGGGCCGCCGUGGGCGACGGGGGCGACAGCUGCGUGGGCGACGAUUUCCCUGACGCUGACGACCCGCUGGACGCCAGCAUCGAGUUCAGAUCUGACGUCAGCAGCGUCGCGUGGAGGAAAAUUCCCAACGACUCCGCUAAGAACUAA
Molecule: messenger RNA, 9091 nt
Organism: Hyalella azteca
Lineage: Eukaryota; Metazoa; Arthropoda; Malacostraca; Amphipoda; Hyalellidae
Exons: 24
Coding region: 2-9091 (3029 amino acids)
Cellular component (GO): peroxisome
Source: RefSeq, a predicted model, not a curated record